CACACACACACACACACACACAGAGACACCUGUACACACACACACACAUGUACAUACACACUCACACAGAAACAUGUACACACAAGCACAGAGACACGUGUACACACACAGACACGCAUACAUGUACAUACACACAUAUGUACAUACACCCGCACAGACACAUGUACAUACACACAGACACAUGUACAUACAUACACACACAGACACAUGUACGUACAUACACACACACACAUGUACAUGCACACAGACAUGUACACACACACACAAACAUGUACAUACACGGAGACACAUGUACAGAUACACACAUGUACAUACACACACAUGUACAUACACACACGUACAUACAUACACAGACACACACAGAUACAUGUACAUACACACAGCCCUAUAAAAAGUUGCAGUACUUCGUUGUUCACUCAGAGAGCCGGGCACUCUAGGGGGAGGCAGAGAGCACAGCACACACUCCUUCCUUUGCUUUCACUACACUCAGCUAUUGAGCAGUCUGACGGAUCCCAGUGUCAAUGACAGACCUGAGCUCCAAGCCUGCUCAGCAAGACGGCCCUGGGCACACACUUGCCCCACCAUAAUUUCCACUCGCCAUUGGCGAGCAGGCCAGUGGAAAUUUCAAG
Staurois parvus is the source of this 629-nucleotide messenger RNA. NCBI's taxonomy places the organism in Eukaryota, Metazoa, Chordata, Amphibia, Anura, Ranidae. The record is from the annotation of a GenBank genome assembly.